AUGCCAAAAACGAAAGGAAAACAAAAACUGAAGAAAGGAACCAAGAGGAAAUCUGGGAAGGCUAAACGCAAAGGUCGGUCAUCUCGGCAGAAAAAGCCUAAACAUGAAAUUGAUAUUAUGAGCCUAUGUGCCAUGGAAAACUUGUACUACAUCGCGCACAAUGCACCAUGUGCAUUGAUGUAUCGUGGUUUUCGUUGGUCAAGGUUAAAGCCAAAACGAGCUUUUUCCAUAGCAUGUGCAAAUAAAAUUGUUACUAAGACUUAUUUAUGCUUUUUAACUAUUGCAAGAAAUCCAAAUAAAGGCCUUUAG
This is a messenger RNA of Schistosoma guineensis, 309 nucleotides long. The record is from the annotation of a GenBank genome assembly. Lineage: Eukaryota; Metazoa; Platyhelminthes; Trematoda; Strigeidida; Schistosomatidae.